Molecule: messenger RNA, 2676 nt
Organism: Prorocentrum cordatum
Lineage: Eukaryota; Dinophyceae; Prorocentrales; Prorocentraceae
Source: the annotation of a GenBank genome assembly
AUGGCGCGCGGAGCGCGCCGAAGGGCGACGCCGGAGGCGCCACCAGGGGGGCCCUGCGCCGAUCCAGGGAAUCCGCGCGGGCUUCCGAAACCUGUGUGCUUGAACAGAUGUUUCUUCUUCUAUCCUCCGGGCCGAGAUCGGUUCGCAGACUCGGUGAUACACCCUCUCUUCCACUACUCGCCGCCGUCGGUGGAGACGGGCCUGGGCGUCCACGACUGGGAGGGCUACAAGAUCGUCAACGCCGCGUACUGCGACGCCCUGCUGAAGGAGCACGCGCGUGGCGACCUGGUUUGGAUCAACGACUACCCGUUGAUGUUGUUGCCCAAGCUGCUCCGUGCGGAGCGGCCCGAGAUAACCAUCGGCUUCUACAUGCACUGCGUCUUCCCGAGCAGCGAGGUGUAUCGGAUCCUUCCGCAGCGCGAGGAACUGCUGAGGGGCAUCCUGAGCUCCAACAUCAUCGGGUUCCACAACUUCCAGUAUGUGCGGCACUUCCUGACCAGCUGCACGCGCGUCUUGGGCCUCGAGUGCUCGGCGAACUCCAUCGAGGCGUGCGAGGACGCUGGGGGCACGUGCACCAAGGUCCUCUCCGUGCCUCUCGGCAUCGAUAUCCAGCCGUUCCAACACAUAUUGGAUCAGGAUGACACGAGGAUGCGCAUCCAGGCACUCUUGGAUAGCUUCAAGGGCCUGACUAUACUGGCGGCAAUUGACAGGCUGGAGGAGAAGAAGGGGAUCCCCCACAAGAUCAUGGCCUUUCACAAGUUUCUGCAAAGGGAGCCGGCGUGGGCGCACAAGUGCGUAUUCGUGCAGAUCGUGGUCCUGCGGGAGGAGGCGCACGAGGACGACCCCGGGGACUUGUCGGACGACAGGCAUGGUUUGCUUCAGCAGGUCUAUCAGAUGGCUGGGGAGGUCAACUCCAAGUUCGGAUCCAUCGGCCACUUGCCUUUCCACUUCCUCUGCCAGGAGUUCAAGAAGGUCGACGUGGCAGCGCUGCUCUGCGCGGCCCACGUCUUCGUGGACACCCCGUUGCGUGACACCUUGUCCCAGCCAGCGCACGAGUACCUGUACUGCCAGAAGGAUAAGAACUGUGGCGUGCUGAUCAUGUCGGAGUUCUCCGGCAGCGCCCAGUCGCUGCGCGCGGCGGCCAUCUGCGUGAAUCCGUGGGACACCGGCGGCUUCGCCGACGCGCUCCAGGAGGCGCUCGAGAUGGACGUGGAGGCUCGCGAGGAGCUGCACCGCUACGGCCACAAGUACGUGGUGGAGUACACCCUGAGCCACUGGGCGAUGAACUUUCUGGAGGAGCUCCAGACGGCGGAGCACGAGACGGAAAGCGAGCGGCUGCAGAUCCCGCCGCCGCUGGAGCACGAUCUGCCCGUCACCGCGUGGCGCAAGGCGAAGCGCCGCCUGGUCGUGCUGGGCUUCGCCGGCACGCUCCUGCCCAGGAGCACCAAGGUGCACGCGAAGAUCCUCCCAAAGCUGCCGUCGGUUCUGCACAGCAACCUGCAGGUCAUUGCGGAGGAUCCGAACACGGAGGUGGUUGUGGUCAGCGGGUACGGGAGGCAGACUGUGGCACAUGCUCUCGUCAACGUGCCAUGCUGGAUCAUCGCAGAGAGCGGCGUGUGCUACAGGAAGCCAGGUGAGGAUGAUUUCGUAAGCACGUUGGACGAGGAAGAUUUGGAGUGGCUCGGUCCUGUGAGAGAUAUCAUGGACUAUUUUACAGCCCGCACGCCAGGUUCGAACGUUGUUGAGACGGCCUCCUCUAUAUCAUGGCACUACCAGAAGACGCAAGGUGACCAUGGUGCGCUUCAGUCCAAGGAUCUUCUCAUCCACCUAUGGGCCGGACCACUGCUCUCUGCUCCAGCAGAGGUGAUCGUGGGGACUGCAGACGUGACUGUCCGGCCGACGGGCGUGACGAAGUCUUCUCAGCUCGAGUCGGUCAUACAGCAGAUCUGCGGCGAAACACUAGAGGAUGGCACGACACGGUUGAAGGAGGAGUGGCGCAACAACGACUCCAUCGUGUUUUCGGCGGCUGACCUCAACACUCGGGACGAGGAUAUGUUCGCCCUCCUGCACAAGAUGUUCGAGAGCGCGCAGGAGAUCCCCGACGAUGACAAGCGCAGUCUCGGGGCGAUCGAGCGGGGCCUGCAGUCAGAGGCGGAGGACGGGUGGCGACCAGGGGCAAAGGGUUGGACAUCGCCUCCGCAGUUGUCUUCGGACGAGGUCCACAUGGAGGCCAACAGCAAGUCGCUGAACGAGGUGUACAGCAGUUUGAACAUGGUCGCGACCGGCAAGUCCAUCAUCGCAGAGAUCGAGGAUCAGCGCGAACUUCCCGGCCUGUUCGGGCUGCACGGCAGCCCCAACCCCAGCUCCAGUAACGCUGUCCUCCAGCAGGCGCUGCUGAGCGUCCUCAAACGGACUGGGUCCGAGCCAGACUCGCACGCCUACCAGGGCGGCGUCGACGAUUGCCUUGUCGGGGAGCACGCGCAGGAGCAGUGGCCGUCAGCAUCUUUCGACGGUGAUGCCGUCGACCAGGGUACACGACUUUAUUCGUGCACCAUCAAUCGGAAGGCCACCAGGGCGAUGUACCACCUCACUGACACCAACGAUCUCGCGUUCUUGAUGGCGAAGAUUGCCCGUGAAGUCAGGCAGUCCAAGGAGGUGGUGACGGACAGCGAGUGA